Messenger RNA from Nothobranchius furzeri (turquoise killifish), 6078 nucleotides. RefSeq names its product solute carrier family 44 member 1b (gene slc44a1b). Gene Ontology annotation, molecular function: transmembrane transporter activity. Gene Ontology annotation, biological process: transmembrane transport. The record is from RefSeq and is a predicted model, not a curated record. NCBI's taxonomy places the organism in Eukaryota, Metazoa, Chordata, Actinopteri, Cyprinodontiformes, Nothobranchiidae.
CCUGUCACACGGGCGCGCACACAUGGUCGCUCACUCGCACGCAUGCACGCACGCACACAAUCGUUGUUCAGCCUGGUACAACAGUCAACAAUAAGACAAAAGUUCUGUUGUUCUUUGCAGUUGGAUCGGACCCACGUCACUCUUGUUCUUGUACUGACAGCAGCAACAAGACUAUACUGGACCAUCAGGACCCUCUCAGACCAUCAGAACACACCAAAACCACCAGAACCUCGCAGGCUCAUGGACCCAAAACGUCACUCUUCAAGCUCACAACAGCAGGUUCGACUCAAAAGAAUGAGGACAAAGAGAGAAUGGAGACCGCUGGAGGACCGGAGCUGCACGGACCUGCCCUGGUUCCUGCUCUUCACAGUCUUCUGCGUCGGCAUGGGUAGCAUCUGUGGCUUCACCAUUGUCACCGGUGGUGCGGCUCGGCUCAUCUUUGGGUACGACAGCUAUGGCAACACCUGUGGCCAACGCAACGAUCAGAUCGAAGGCGUGCGGCUGAGCGGCCUUGACCACACCGACAGAAAGUUUGUCUUCUUUCUGGACCCCUGUAACAUUGAUAUUGUCCAGAGGAAGAUCAAGUCCCUGGCUCUGUGUGUGUCCCUGUGUCCCUCUGAGGAGCUGUACACCUACCAGGACCUGAAGAGGUUUGCCAUGGUCAAUGGCUCUGAGUUGUGUUCAUAUGAACUAGCAGGUCAUAAAUAUCCUGGUCUCCCUGAGAGAUUCACUAAAUGUCCUAAACUUCCUGUGCCACGCAGCAAGCCGCUGCCGGUGUUUAACCGCUGCACUCCGGUGGACGUCUCCUGCUACGCCAAGUUUGCAGAGGCUGUGGUGACCUUUGUGGGGGACAGCAGCGUCUUACACCGUUUGAUCGCUGGUGUCGCAGCUAGUAAAGAGAUCAUCAUCGGACUAUGUGUCCUUGCUCUGGGCUUGUCCAUGAUCCUCAUGGUGAUCAUUCGUUACAUCUCCGCUGUCCUUGUCUGGAUCCUCACCUCGCUGGUCGUUCUCGGAUCCCUUGCUGGGACGAGUAUCCUUUGGUGGUUUUACAUUGACUACCAACUUUACGGCAAUGACACAUCCUCCAAAGUCCUGAAAGAGGAGCCAGAGGAGACGAGGGUGGAGCAAAGCAGGGACAGUGGCCAGGCGCUGCUGGUGUAUGCUGUCUCUGCCACCGUCUUCACAAUCAUCCUGCUUCUGCUGAUGCUGUUCAUGAGGAAACGAGUGGCACUCACCAUCGCGCUGUUCCAUGUCGCUGGGAAGGUCUUCACCCACCUCCCCCUCCUCACACUACAGCCUUUUGUUACCUUCUUCGCCCUCCUCCUCUUCUGGGUCUACUGGAUCCUGGUGCUGCUGUUUCUAGGAACCACAGGAAACCCGGAGGAGAAUGAGGAGACCGGACUGACAGAGUUCAGGCUGACAGGUCCUUUGCAGUACCUGACGUGGUACCACGCCGUGGGCCUGGUUUGGAUCAGUGAGUUUAUCCUGGCCUGUCAACAGAUGACUGUAGCUGGCGCCGUGGUUACGUACUACUUUACCAGGGACAAGAACAGGCUCCCAGUGACCCCAAUUCUGUCCUCGGUUCUGAGGCUGGUCCGGUACCACCUGGGAACCGUCGCUAAGGGGUCCUUCAUUAUCACGCUGGUCAAGAUUCCUCGACUCUUCCUCAUGUACAUCCACAACCAGCUCAAAGGACGGGAGAACAUGUGUGCUCGUUGUCUGCUCAAAUCCUGCAUCUGUUGUCUGUGGUGUUUGGAGAAGUGCCUCAACUACCUAAAUCAGAAUGCAUAUGCAGCCACAGCCAUCAACAGCACCAGCUUCUGCUGGUCGGCACGCGAUGCCUUUGUUAUUUUGGUGGAAAAUGCACUGCGUGUCGCUACGAUCAACGCAGUCGGAGACUUUGUGCUCUUCCUAGGGAAGGUCCUAAUCAUGACAUCUACUGCAUUUGCCGGUGUCGUCCUCCUCAACUACCAACGUGAUUAUGCAGAGUGGGUGCUACCGCUCUUCAUCGUGUGUCUCUUCUCCUUCCUGGUGGCCCACUGCUUCCUGUCCAUUUUUGAGAUUGUGGUGGACGUCCUGUUCUUGUGCUUCGCCAUCGACACCAAGUACAAUGACGGCACUCCGGGAAAGGAGUUUUUCAUGGACAAAGCUUUGAUGGAGUUUGUGGAAAGCAGCCGGCGGCUAGAGCGCGCAGGGGGACGUGGGCGGAGCAGAGUGAAGGAGGCUGCAUCAGAACGGGUAGAGAUGAAGCCCAUGGCUCCGGGGACGAGUUCAGCUUGACCAAAAUCAGCCACUGGGACUUCUUAAAGAGACAUUCCAAAUGUUUAUUUUUACCAACGUGUAACAUGUUUACUAUGGUUUCACUCCAGGGAAAAUGAUAUUUUAAUAAGAAACUGUAAAAACGUAACAAUGUAAUGAAGCACUUUAUAUGGAGGCACUGCAGAUUUUAAAACAGGCUGAUGCAUUUUUUUGUAGUGAUGUCGUUUUUAUAAAACUCACUGAACUCAUCGCCCACUGCUCCGUUUCUAACAACGUCACGCGCUUUGUUAACCUUUCUGUUCUGGAGGUGAAGCUCUCCUCACCUGGACUACGUUGCAGGGGCAGGGCCUGAGGACAGGCUCCACAGCUGCCUGUGCUAGCAGAGGGCAGAGUCUAAGACCAGACUUACUGCUGCAAGGUCAUCACCAUGGAAACACACUCCUUGGUCACUGGGACAGAGAUCUGAUUGGCUGUCAGAUCAGUGACCAGUUUCUAAAUUCAGCUGAAAGUUGAGGCCAUGUGACUGGCAGCAUCCAUUCUGCUGACGUCUCAGAUGUUCGCUCACUACAAGACAUAUUAUUGAAAACAACUUCUUGUCCGGUGCCAAGUUCAUGAACCGAAGCUGAGAUUAGAGAAGAACUGUGUGGGUGAAGCUCCGUGCUGCAGUGAUGGUCAGCAAUAAGACAACCUGCAUCUUUUGACCAGAACAACAAGUCUUCCUGCUUCUGUUGCCCCUUCGGACUCUACGAGGUCUCCUGGUUUCAUCAACUACUCCCAAUGUGAUGCAGGUUUCCAGAGCAUCCCACUGAACACAAAGGUUCGUCUGAAUCAAGUGUCCCACUAAACCAGAGCAUCCACAAACUGAGUUUCCCUCUGAACCCAAAUGUCCUCAUCAGCACAAGCGUCCCCCUGAACCCAAGUGUUGUCCUAAAUUCUUUCUGCAACAUAAACCCGUGGAUACCCCUGAACUUGGACAUCCUUGAAACUGUGCAUCACUCUGGACCCAAGUCACCUUUAAUGCAAGCAUUACCCAAAUCUAAGCUUCCCCAUGAACUUGAGUGUCUUACUUAUUCUGAACUUCUCAUCUCACACAUUCCCCAUAACCCAGACACUUUCCCCUGAAACUGUGUGUGUCUCUGAAUAUGAGAGUCCUCUUCAAUUUGAGUUUCCCCCAAAAUCUGAGCAUCCCAUUGAUUCAAGUGUCCCCCUUAACCCAAGCAUCUCUAAAUCUGAACAUCCUUGAACCAGAGCACAGCCCAGAACCAGAGCAUACCCCAGAAUCCAAGGGCCACCCUGAAUGCAAGCAUCCCAAAAAACCUGAACCCCGGCACCCCCCUGAAUCCAAGUCUCCCCCUAAACCCAAGCGUCCCUGAAACUUUGCAUCCUUAAGACUUUGCAUCCCCCUGAAUAUGAACUUGAACCCCGAGCAUCUCAUUGAACCCAAGCGUUCCCCUGAAUUGAACGUCUCCCAGAACCUGAGUGUCCCUCUCCAGACUCGUAGAUUAGAAUGCUGGUGAAGUUGACGAAGUGUCUCAUAACAUCCUGAAAUGUCUUUCAGAAAUACAUUCAUCUGCCACGAACACAUCGCAAACGUCUUAUGUCCAAAAAACUCAUCAUCUAGAAACGAUGAGUCACUGCUCAGCUUCAGCCAAUCAGCGCAUGUCCCACAAAGAAGAAAUUAGCACUCUUCAUACCAACAUCUGGAUCACCACCAAGAACAACAGGAAGCAUCUGGUCGGCUCUCAGAACUAUGUGGUUGAGACUAAAGUCUAGAGGUCAGACUCAGUUUUUCAUACAUGGCACUGCCAAGGCGUUUCCACAGUAAUGGACUAUUCUCUCUGAGAGCAUCCGCCUCUUGGCCUGUGUUUACAUGAUGCAUCUGUAAAGAUGAAAUGCCUCUGAAGAGCCAAGGGAACCUGAUGAAGACGGAGCUCCCUGAACACGGACACACAAGCAUGUUUGAUUAACAGUAGCUGAUGGUGACUAAUUGCACUAAAGAUGGAGUUGGUUCAACACUGACAUCAGAAUAACAUAGCUGAGUGUUUAGAUCAGAUGUGUUUGUUGCUCAGAUAAGGAUCCACCCAUUUGAAGUUCAAAUGUUUAAAUCCUGCUUUCCGACUCGGGGUGAUGCUGCUUCUGUUGCCAAGAUAGAUUAGGUUGCCGAGAGUUUCAUUCCAACUUCACUCUAAUAGGUUAGAGUUUAUGUAAACAUGGAAGUGAAUAAAUCCACCUGCAGGAUGAACUCCAGUGUGAUGCAGAAAUUCACUUAAUUGUUUAACAAUAAAGAAAAACAUUAACCGAUUAAAACUCUAGAGGUUCCAGGGUCGAAAGUUUCUCUAAAACUGAAUCAGGUUGUGAUGAGAUGGUCCAACACACAUCUCUAGGACUCUUCAAGAACGUGUGCAGCUGUAUCAAGGAGAAUCAUGUCCAAAUGUCUGGUGUGUGUGUGUUGGAGGUGUCAGAAUUACCUGCGCAGGUGGUUAUUCAAGAUAUGACAUUCAUCAACAUCAGUAGGAGGCUGCAGCCGACGGGCCUGGCUGUUUUUUCACACCUUGCUGUUUUUCAGUGUUGAGAUGGUUCUGUUUGUUUUAAAUCUGGGAGACUUUCAUUUAUGUUCAUCACAAAAUGUGCUUUUCUACAGUCUGGGAUGAGGUUCAGAGUUGGGACACAGAAACAGGCUCAUGUCAAAAUCUGUAACUCUUCAUCUGUAGGUGAAACAUUCAGAAGUGAGAGGUGACACCAGGACCAUGUCGGAAUGAUGGAACUUAGAAACCAAACUAAGACAUGAAGUUACGCUUGAGAGAAAGUUAAAGGCAUUGAUUUAUAAACACAAAACAUUUGAAAAUAAAACAUGAAGUCUUAAGAGUUUAAUGGUAAAACCAGAGGUCCAAGAGUCAGCAUUAAAGAUCUUCUUAGUUCACUGCUUCCCUCAAGGUCAAGGUCUGAAGCUUUGACACAAAAAGAUGUUCCACCUAAACAGGAACAGCUUCGAGGUUUUUAGUUUACUGCUGAUUUAUGUAGAAACAAAAGGUUCAACCAUGAGUUUCAGAAAGCUUUCGGUGUCAUUUGUUGGAAUAAAACGCUCAACUCAGCUUUUAACCAAGCAACACACAGAGCAGACUUCACCCACAGAGAGAUCGACUGUAGGAACUGAUCCCAGGUCAGCUUUAGGAAGGGAUUUGUGCAGUUUUACCAUUUAGAUAUGUUAAUUAGUUUCAGUCUCAUGAUCGUUUUCCACCUUGAACAAAAAAGGCUCUUUGAAAGGAAACCUUUUCCAUUUCAGCCACGUUAAUGAAAUGCCGUGGCUUGUCAGUUUUGAAAUGGGACCAUUUACAGCCGAGUGUGGUCCUGACCUGGGGAUGUUCCUGACAAGUUGUAGGGACUCUGUCUGCAGCUGGGCAUGGUCCUGACCAGGUAGAGGUCCUAUGCCUGCAGCUGGGCAUGGUCCUGACCAGGUGGGGGUCCUAUGCAUGCAGUUGGGUGUGGUCCUGACAGAGUGGAGGGCCUAUGCCUGCAGCUGGGUGUGGUCCUGACCAGGUAGAGGGACUAUGCCAUAGAGAAGCUGAUGCAUGUCCAUGUUUUUAUAUGGUGUGAAUUAUCUGCUGUUAGAUUCACAGACCUACAGACUGAUAGACGUCCUCAUGACAAACAUAUGUAGAGUCUUGAGAUAGACACAAAAGACUCUUGUCAAUAGUUUAGCUUUUUUCUGCAGUAACGAAUUGUUUGUAACGAAGAACUUUUGCUUUGGUUCUUGGUUGGUUUUUAUAUCAUUUCUUAUGUAUAUUUGUUUUUUAAGAAAAAUAAAAAGCUAAAUUUAAA